Nicotiana tabacum (common tobacco) is the source of this 1323-nucleotide messenger RNA. Its product is annotated as GDSL lipase-like. NCBI's taxonomy places the organism in Eukaryota, Viridiplantae, Streptophyta, Magnoliopsida, Solanales, Solanaceae. Gene Ontology annotation, molecular function: lipase activity. The record is from RefSeq and is a predicted model, not a curated record.
AUUUCAAGAAACUGAAAACUUCUUCUUUUCAAGUAGAAAAUUAGUGCUAAAAGUUAUGGCUUUGAGUUCCAACUUCUUUCUUGGCUUCAUCAUUGCUGCCUGUUUUAUACAAUUUGUGUAUUGCCAUGGCAGCUAUGAUAGAUCAGCUCUCUUUGUAUUUGGUGAUUCCCUCUUUGAUCCUGGGAAUAAUAAUUAUAUUAAUACAACUACUCAAUUCCAAGCUAAUUGGUGGCCUUAUGGUGAAUCAUUCUUCAAGCCUCCUACUGGCAGAUUUUGUGAUGGUCGUAUCAUUCCUGAUUUCAUUGCCGAAUAUGCAGAGUUGCCACUCAUUCCAUCCUAUUUUGGUAUUGGCAAAGAUGGAUUUAUCCAUGGAGUGAAUUUCGCAUCAGGAGGAGCUGGCUGCUUAGAAGAAACUUUUCGUGGCUUUGUUAUAGACCUUAAAACACAAUUGAAAUACUUCAAAAAAGUGGCUAAAGAUUUGAAGAAGAAGUUUGGAGCAAAAAAGUCCAAACAACUCCUCUCCAAUGCUGUAUACAUAUUUAGCGCUGGAAAUAAUGAUUACUUUGAAUUUCCUGUGACAUAUUCUAAGGAAGAAUAUGUAAAGAUGGUAGUGGGCAAUUUGACAUCUGUUCUUAAGGGAAUAUACAAGAAAGGAGGGAGAAAAUUUGCCAUUCUUAGUUUGGCUCCUUUGGGUUGUACACCAGGUUCUAGGGCUCUUAAUUUCCAACAAGGAAAUAAAAGUGGUAAUUGCCUAGAAGAAUUGACAAACCUUGCAAAAAUACAUAAUUCAGCUUUGCCUAAAAUGCUAAAGCAACUAGAGGAAAAAUUACCUGGAUUUAAGUAUUCUUUGUUUGAUUUCUUCAAAGUUGCAAUUGAAAGAGUUGACAACCCUUCAAAAUAUGGUUUUAAAACAUCUAAAAGUGCUUGCUGUGGGACGGGUCCAUUCAGAGGAAUUUAUAGUUGUGGAGGGAAGAGACGAGUAAAAGACUACAAGUUGUGCAAAAAUGUGAAGGAGUAUAUGUUUUUUGACUCUGGUCAUCUUACAGAAGUGGCAUACAAACAAGUUGCUCAAUUACUAUGGAAUGGAACUAAGGAUGUUGUUAAGCCUUACAACUUAAAGUCAUUUUUCGAUCUUUCAACAUAGCUUAUAAUUGGUGACAUUAUUAUUAAAUAAACUACUUCUGUUGAUAAGGUUUAACACAUAUGACAAUUUCAAAUUUCAUGAGUACUCAUUCUCGAGAGAAUUUGUCAUUUUGAUGUAUUUGGAGUUGGACAUUAAUUGUUUGGAUGCUUAUAAUUAAUAAAUUCCCUUUGCUUUGACGA